Molecule: messenger RNA, 2027 nt
Organism: Trematomus bernacchii (emerald rockcod)
Lineage: Eukaryota; Metazoa; Chordata; Actinopteri; Perciformes; Nototheniidae
Gene: kcnj6
Product: potassium inwardly rectifying channel subfamily J member 6
Exons: 2
Coding region: 25-1266 (413 amino acids)
Biological process (GO): potassium ion import across plasma membrane; regulation of monoatomic ion transmembrane transport
Cellular component (GO): plasma membrane
Molecular function (GO): G-protein activated inward rectifier potassium channel activity
Source: RefSeq, a predicted model, not a curated record
UGAUUCCUCCAAUCCAGAAACCCCAUGGAGCAGGAUGUGGAGAGCCCGGCCACUUUCAAACCGCACAAGUUGCCAAAGCAGGCCCGUGAGGACCCUCCGAAUAAGAUAGCAGAGAGGGACCGCAGUAGGAGGCUUCAGCGGUACGUCCAGAAAGACGGGAAGUGCAACGUCCAUCACGGGAAUGUGCGUGAGACGUACCGCUAUCUGACGGACCUUUUCACCACACUGGUAGAUCUGCAAUGGAUGCUCAACCUGUUCAUAUUCGUGUUGGUGUACACCGUGACGUGGCUCACCUUCGGGUUCGCGUGGUGGUUCAUUGCGUAUGUUCGGGGCGAUUUAGACCAUUUAUCAGACAUUGACAAAAAGUGGAUUCCAUGUGUGGAAAACCUCCAUUCGUUCGUCUCAGCUUUCCUGUUCUCCAUCGAGACAGAGACCACCAUCGGUUACGGGCACAGAGUCAUCACGGACAAAUGCCCCGAGGGGAUCCUUCUGCUUUUGAUCCAGUCGGUGCUGGGCUCCAUCGUGAACGCCUUCAUGGUGGGUUGCAUGUUUGUAAAGAUCUCCCAGCCCAAGAAGCGCGCUGAGACUUUAGUGUUUUCCACCAACGCCGUGAUCUCCAUGAGAGACGGACGGCUGUGCCUGAUGUUCAGAGUGGGAGAUCUCAGGAACUCGCACAUCGUGGAGGCUUCGAUCAGGGCCAAGCUCAUCAAGUCGAAGCAGACCAAGGAAGGGGAGUUCAUCCCUUUGAACCAGACGGACAUGAACGUGGGUUACAACACGGGCGACGACCGGCUCUUCCUGGUGUCUCCGCUCAUCAUCUGCCACGAGAUCAACCAGGGCAGCCCCUUCUGGGACGUCUCACGGAGCAACCUGCACACGGAAGAGCUGGAGAUCGUGGUGAUUCUGGAGGGGAUGGUGGAGGCCACAGGCAUGACGUGCCAGGCGAGGAGUUCCUACGUCAGCAGUGAGAUCAAGUGGGGCUACCGCUUCAUGCCAGUCCUGACGCUGGAGGACGGCUUCUACGAGGUGGACUACAACAGCUUCCACGACAUCUACGAGACCAACACGCCCAGCUGCAGCGCCAAAGACCUCUUUAGCGCUCGCAGCCGCCUCCCCUUCACCUGGUCGCUGGCCAGCAAGCUGAGCCAGCAGGGGCUUCAGAUGUCAGAGCAGGAGACCAAGAAGAACCCGGAGUACCAGGGGAAGAUCCUGCAGCCGGAGAGGAACGGAGACAUUGCCAACGUAGAGAACGAGUCCAAAGUGUGAGAGAAGUUGGAUGAGAUCAUCGUGUGUCUCUCCGGGAUGAGCUUGCAGAGGUUGAGAACGAGGACCAAUGAGCACAGCAGACCAACUACUUUUUUCUCAGUGAUUUCACAGUUAAAACCCCAAAAGCAACAACUAGACAUGUGGACUGAAACCCCUCUGUGGGGACAGUGCAUGAUUCAGAUAUAAUGUGAUGUCCUCCUGAUGAGAUUCCUCUUAUUUUUUCUAUUAAGAUAUUCCUAGGGGCAUUUGCAUAAGUAUUUUUGUAUAUACUAUAAAACUGUUUUGAAUUAUUUGUUGCGGUCUUAAUACUUGACAGAUGUUUGAUACUAAAUCUUUUAGGUUAGUUCUGUAUAUGCUCUGCCUUAUUCUCUGUAUUAUAAAGCGUUCAUUAUUUGUUUUGUUUUUAGAUAUAUAUUAGCAUGUAUGAGCAUUAUCCGCAGUUAAUUUAUCUUGUAUUGUGUAAACUGUAUUAUUAUAAGGGACACGUACAUUUCAAUGGAUGCAAACACUAGUUUAAACCAAUCUCAAAUACUUACUCUCAUGAUAAAUGUUUAAGUUAGUUCUGCUAAAUACUUUCCUUUAGAAGCCAUGACUUGCUGUUUGCAGCUGUGACUUCAGACAAUGGCCCUUUAAAACUGCAUCGCGUCACUUUUGCACAUUGGAGGCCUCUGAUGGAGAAAGUUAGUCGCUGUCAUUCUCCAGAAACCCCUCACCUGUCACCUAACAGUAUCAAAAGUAAAUAAACAAUAAAUUGCAAAAUA